Messenger RNA from Belonocnema kinseyi, 846 nucleotides. Its product is annotated as tigger transposable element-derived protein 4-like. The record is from RefSeq and is a predicted model, not a curated record. Gene Ontology annotation, cellular component: nucleus. Gene Ontology annotation, molecular function: DNA binding. Lineage: Eukaryota; Metazoa; Arthropoda; Insecta; Hymenoptera; Cynipidae. Bases 1 to 846 code for a protein of 281 amino acids. The transcript is spliced from 2 exons.
AUGGAGAAGAUCAAGUAUACAGCAUUAUCAUUGAGUGAGAAAGUAAAACACAUUCGAUGUGUCGAGAAAGGAGUUAAAAGGAAGAAGGACAUUGCUGCAGAUUUCAAGAUUCCCGCCAACUCUCUGACUUCUAUCAUCAAGAACAAGGAGAAGAUUUUGGCUGCUGGUGAUAAUUCUUGUUUCCAACCGGAUCGGAAACGCAUGAAGACACCUCAUUUUUCAUUUGCUGAAAAAGCUGAAUUUUUUGCAGCUCACUUAGGAUGCAAAGACUUGAAAGCUAGCUCUGGGUGGUUAGAAAGGUUUAAGAAUAGGAAUGGAAUAAUCUGUAGGGCAUUAAAUGGCGAAAGUGCUUCUGUUUCGGAAGAAGACUGCAAAAAGUUUCUCACCGAUAUUUUGUCUAGCUUGUUAGAAGUUUAUUCAAUAGAGGAUAUCUUCAAUGCAGAUGAAACAGGUCUUUUUUUCAAAUGUUUACCAGAUAAAACUCUGGCAUUUAAGGGCGACACUUGUCAUGGUAGUAAAAAAAGCAAAGAUCGUGUUACUGUCAUGGUCUGCGCUAAUAUGUCUGGUAAAGAAAAACUAGAGUUGCUGGUAAUAGGCAAAUCUAAGAAUCCACGUUGUUUCAAUGGAGUCAAGUCUUUACCAGUGCUUUACGAGAACAAUAAAAAAGCUUGGAUGACUAGUUCAGUAUAUGAAGACUGGCUUUAUAAAACUGAUCACAAGUUUCAAAGAAAAAAUCGGAAAGUUCUCCUACUUUUGGAUAAUUGUCCGGCUCAUCCGAAAGUCUUAAUUCAAACUUUGAAAGCCAUGAAGGUGGUUCACUUACCAUUAAAUUUAACUGCCAAAUAG